Molecule: messenger RNA, 993 nt
Organism: Mustela erminea (ermine)
Lineage: Eukaryota; Metazoa; Chordata; Mammalia; Carnivora; Mustelidae
Product: non-classical arabinogalactan protein 31-like
Exons: 5
Coding region: 1-993 (330 amino acids)
Source: RefSeq, a predicted model, not a curated record
AUGGGGGUCGCCCACACUGUCCUAGGGACAAAGGCCAUCUUCCCGAUCUGGUGGGGGGGCAGCGAGGUGAUCCUCCCACAGCCCGAACGGCAGCAGCCAGCACUCCAGUCUAGUGAGCGAUGGCACAAGCAAAACUCACAGGGCAGCAACUUGCCUGGGGUCAGCAGACAGCUGGUAAUAGUGAGUCUCAAACCCCCGCCUGCAGAUGGCAGGACCCUGUCUCCUUCUGCAUCGCAAUUUAUCCACCCCUCCAUCUACCCAUCUACCCACACACCCAUUCAUCCAAACAUUCACCCAUCUAUCCAUCCAUCAAUCCAUCCAUCCACACAUCCAUCCAUCCAUCCAUCCAUCCAUCCAUCCAUCCAUCUACCCAUCCACCCAUCUACCUACCCACCCAUCUAUUCAUCCACCCAUCUAUCUGCCCAUCCAUCCAUCCAUCCAUCCAUCCAUCCAUCCAUCCAUCCAUCCAUUUAUCCACUGAUCCAUCUAUCUGCCCAUCCACCCAUCCAUCCACCCAUCUGCCCAUUCAUCAUCCAUCCACAUAUCCACCCACCUGCCCACCCAUUUGUUUACUCAUCCAGCCAUCUACCCACUCACCCACCCAUCCACCCACCCACGCAACCAUCUACCCAUCCAUCCACCCACCCACCCACCCAGCAAUUUAUCCACCCCUCCAUCUACCCAUCUACCCACAUAUCCAUUCAUCCAUCCAUUCACCCAUCUAUCCAUCCAUUAAUCCAUCCAUCCACACAUCCAUCCAUCCAUCCAUUGAUCCAUCCAUCUACCCAUCCACCCAUCUACCUACCCACCCAUCUAUUCAUCCACCCAUCUAUCUGCUCAUCUACCCACCCAUCCACCCAUAUAUCUGCUCAUCUACCCACCCAUCCACCCAUCUGCCUGAAUGACAGACUCCUUGUUCCCAUCUUCUAUAUCCUCUUGUUGCUGCUCUUCCAAGACCCCACGUCUGCCAAGCCCGUUCCUCCACCACCAUGA